AUGACCCAGCACGUCCACCCAACAGAAACAGAUUUGGGGAAAUUUGUGCAGGACAUUUCAAAAGGAAACUUUCACUACAACCGUGCCGCUCUCUUCUCCACCAUUCUGUUUAUCUACGUCCUCACAUGGACGGCUAACUUUCUUUUACUGAGUUCUAUUAUGCUUUCUCGGCAGUUGCACACACCUAUGUACUUUUUCUUGGGGAACCUGUCAGCGGUGGACAUCUCUUUCUCUACAGUGACGGUUCCCAAGCUACUGUCCUGCAUUCUUCAUGGGAGAGCCUCCAUCUCCUUCCUUGGCUGUUUCCUGCAGAUGUAUUUCUUUGUGUUUCUGGGCACCACUGAGAUUUUUCUUCUGUCAGUCAUGGCUUUUGAUCGAUAUUUGGCCAUUUGUAUCCCAUUAAGCUACAUAUCAAUCAUGAAUGAUAGGGUUAUGGUGGCUCUGGUUAGUACUGGCUGGGUGGCAGCUUCUCUACAUUCAUUAUUGCACACUUAUAUUCUGUCACAACUGACCUAUUGUGAGGACAGACUGAUCCCUCACUUCUUCUGUGAUGUGACCCCCCUCAUCAAGCUGUCCUGCUCCAGUACUACACUAGCUGAGUACCUAAUAUUUUCUGAAGGUUCUAUGGUUGUCAUUAUUCCGUUCCUUUUUAUAAUCAUCUCCUAUGUGCUCAUUGGAUGGGCUAUAGUGAAAAUGAAGACCAGCAGCAACCGAAGCAAAGCCUUUUCCUCCUGCUCUUCUCAUCUCAUGGUCAUUUGUCUGUUCUAUGGUACUGACAUUUUCAUUUACUUUCGCCCGCCAUCAGACUACUCCUCCCAGUAUGAUCGCAUUGUUAGCAUGGCUUACACCAUCAUCACACCUAUGCUGAACCCUUUCAUUUACAGUCUAAGGAACCAAGAUGUGAAACGGGCUCUGAAGAAGCUCAUUAAGGGCUACACGUGGGUCCUUCUGGACCGUAACGUGAAAGAGCGAUUGUGA
Nanorana parkeri is the source of this 978-nucleotide messenger RNA. RefSeq names its product olfactory receptor 1G1-like. The coding region runs from base 1 to 978 and encodes 325 amino acids. The record is from RefSeq and is a predicted model, not a curated record. Gene Ontology annotation, biological process: G protein-coupled receptor signaling pathway. Gene Ontology annotation, molecular function: olfactory receptor activity; G protein-coupled receptor activity. The transcript is spliced from 3 exons. Gene Ontology annotation, cellular component: membrane. Lineage: Eukaryota; Metazoa; Chordata; Amphibia; Anura; Dicroglossidae.